AUGCCGCCCAAAGCGAAGAAGGACGGCGAGGAAGCGCCGGCACAAGCAACUGCGAAAGCUCCAAGGAAGCCACGCGCCGGCAUCCAGCGAACGAAGAAACCCGCCGACACGACCGCACCGACCGCACCGACCGCACAAGAGACGGAGGAGCAGCCAGCUGCAGAAACUGUCUUGCCAAACGGUGCUGUGCCCACAGAGAAUCACGAUGGCGAGAGCAGACCGACGCCGCGGAGGAAAGCGCCCGCAAGGCGCGACGACGGCAUGGACUCGAUACUACAGCCCUUCUACUCUGGCAAAUCCUUGACGGACCCCAUCAACACGGCCGAGGAUAAGUGGAACCUGCUCCCUGCUUUUCUCAAGGUCAAGGGCUUGGUCAAGCAGCAUAUCGACUCCUUCAACUACUUCGUGGACGUCCAGCUCAAGGAAAUUCUCAGGGCUAACCAAUAUGUGUAUAGCGAUGUGGACGACAAAUUCUUCUGGAGGUAUACCGACAUCCGGGUACUCUUGCCAUGCAGGACGAACGAAGAGGGAAUCGUGAACCACCCAUCUACUAUCACUCCGAAUGAGUGCCGUCUGCGGGACAUGACAUAUGCUGCGCCAAUUGUUGUGGAUGUAGAAUACAAGCGAGGAGCUUCCAAGGUUAAGAGGAAAGGGAUUCACAUCGGCAGGAUGCCCAUCAUGUUGCGCAGCAACAAGUGUGUGUUGAAUGGCAAGGCGGAGAGGGACAUGGGUCGACUUGGCGAAUGCUCUAUUGACCCUGGUGGAUACUUCAUCACCAGAGGCCAGGAGAAAGUCAUUCUUGUCCAGGAGCAGCUGAGCAAGAACCGUGUCAUUGUAGAGUCUAUGAAGGGCAUCAUUCAAGCCUCCGUCAUCAGUUUUACGGUUGAUCGUAAAUCGAAAGGAUAUGUGCUGCUGAAGAAAGGCCUCCUCUACUUGAAGCACAACACCUUCACUGAAGACAUCCCCAUCGUUAUUGCGUUCAAGGCCAUGGGUGUUCAGUCGGAACACGAAAUCCUCCUCCUAGUAGCCGGAGACGAUAGCGCGUACCAGGACGAGUUUGCAGUCAACUUCGAAGCUUCCGUAAACGAAAAGGGCGAACGCAUUACCACACAGAACCAAGCGCUGGAGUACAUUGGCAUACGCACCCGCCAGAUGAGGAAGCCCGUUGGUAACAGGCAACCACGCAACUUGCAGCAAGAAGCCAUAGACGCACUCUCCGGGAUGAUGAUGAGUCACGUUCCGGUUUAUGGCAUGAACUUCCGUCCCAAGGCUUUGUAUGUCGCAUACAUGACUCGGAGGGUCCUGCAGGCUAUCCAUGAUCCGAAGAUGGUGGACGAUAGGGAUUACGUCGGUAACAAGCGUCUGGAGUUGGCUGGUCAGAUGAUGGCGCUGCUGUUCGAAGACAGUUUUAAGACCUUCAACGCCCAAUUUAAGGCCAACAUUGACAAGAUUCUCAAGAAGCCGAACCGGGCGGCCGAAUUCGACGCUUUCGAUCACAUCCAAACUCACGGCUGGAGUAUCACGGCUGGCAUGGAACGCGCCAUCGCCACCGGCAACUGGACCUUGAAACGUUUCAGGAUGGAACGGGCUGGUAUCACGCACGUCCUGAGUCGUUUGUCCUACAUCAGUGCCCUGGGUAUGAUGACUCGUAUUACCAGUCAGUUUGAGAAGACGAGAAAGGUUUCCGGUCCUCGUGCGCUUCAGCCUUCUCAGUUUGGUAUGCUUUGCACUUCGGAUACUCCAGAAGGUGAAGCCUGUGGUCUGGUCAAGAACUUGGCACUUAUGACACACAUUACCACCGAGGUGCCAGAAGAUCCCGUCAAGAGAAUGGUGUUUAUUCUUGGAGCCGAAGACGUUCAGUCGGCUAGUGGAAACGAGUUGUAUGCUGAUGGAGCCUACAUUAUCUUCGUCAACGGUUCGCCUUUGGCCCUGACGAGAGAACCUAAGCAAUUCUUGAAUGGCUUCCGGAAGUUCCGACGCAUGGGACGCAUCUCGGAGUUCGUCAGUAUCCAUAUCAACCACCACCACCGCGCAGUCCAGAUUGCCACGGACGAAGGUCGUAUCUGUAGGCCUCUCAUCGUCGUUGAGAGGGGCAAAUCCAGGGUCUCAGCGCGGUACCUGCGGGCUCUCCAGAAAGGUACUAUGGAGUUCGAUGAUUUUAUUUCUCGCGGACUUGUGGAAUACCUCGAUGUCAACGAAGAGAACGAUUCCAACAUCUGCAUCUACGAGAAAGACUUGAAAGAGUUCCACACGCAUCUCGAGAUCGAGCCUUUCACCAUCCUGGGCGCCGUCGCUGGUCUUAUCCCCUACCCUCAUCACAACCAGUCUCCUCGUAACACUUACCAGUGCGCUAUGGGUAAGCAAGCUAUCGGAGCAAUUGCUUACAACCAGUUUACCCGUAUCGACACGCUGCUGUAUCUUAUGGUGUAUCCACAACAACCUAUGGUCAAGACACGGACUAUCGAACUCAUCAAGUACGACAAGCUUCCUGCAGGCCAGAAUGCUACCGUGGCGGUCAUGUCAUACUCGGGUUACGAUAUCGAAGAUGCUCUCGUGAUCAAUAAGGCAUCCUGCGACCGAGGCUUUGGACGUUGCCAGGUCUUCAAGAAGGCCACCACGACGCUGAAGUCCUACGCCAACGGAACCAUGGACAAGUUUCUUGAACCAGACCCGAACCAGCCUCGGCACAAAAAGCUGGGUAGGUUGGAUGGUAUCGCGGAGGUUGGUGUGCUCCUUGAGAAGGACGACGUGUAUCUCAACAAGCAUGUUCCUCUCCAAACCAACCCGGUCGGCCCACUCGAGACUGGUCGGGGAAGGACCGAGUACCGCAACACGCCGAUGUCAUACAAGCUCCCAGACCCGGCGUAUGUCGACAAGGUUAUGCUUGCGCAGAACGAGAGCGAGACGCCCCUCAUCAAGAUCCAAACUCGGCAAACUCGGCGACCGGAACUUGGAGACAAGUUCUCCUCGCGUCACGGACAGAAAGGUGUUGUGGGUAUCAUCGCGGAGCAGGUGGACAUGCCGUUCAACGACCAGGGUAUCUGCCCAGACAUCAUCAUGAACCCUCACGGUUUCCCGUCCCGUAUGACGGUCGGCAAGAUGCUGGAAUUGUUGUCAGGAAAGGCAGGCGUGCUUUCCGGAGCGCUGCAAUAUGGCACCGCCUUCGGCGGCUCCAAGGCAGAAGUGAUGUCGCAGAUCCUGCUGGAGAAGGGCUUCUCCUACUCUGGCAAAGACAUGCUCACAUCAGGCAUCACGGGUGAAUCGUUGCCAGCCUACGUCUUCUUCGGGCCCAUCUACUACCAGAAGCUGAAGCACAUGGUGCAAGACAAGAUGCACAGUCGUGCGCGGGGACCCCGCGCGAUCCUGACCCGUCAACCAACAGAAGGUCGUUCCCGCGACGGCGGUCUCCGUCUGGGCGAAAUGGAGCGCGACUGCCUGAUCGCGUACGGUGCAAGCCAGCUGCUGCUAGAGCGUCUGAUGCUGAGCUCCGACGCGCACGAGUGCGACGUCUGCGAGCGCUGCGGCAUGAUGGGCUACCAGGGCUGGUGCCAGAGCUGCCGCAGCAGCAAGGGCGUCGUGCGCAUGACUAUUCCGUACGCGGCUAAGCUGCUUAUUCAGGAAUUGCUGAGUAUGAACGUCAAGGCGAGCUUGCGCCUUGGUGACGAGUUCCCUGCUGAGGAGGAUUGA
This is a messenger RNA of Aplosporella prunicola CBS 121167, 3687 nucleotides long. RefSeq lists its product as uncharacterized. Gene Ontology annotation, biological process: DNA-templated transcription. The record is from RefSeq and is a predicted model, not a curated record. Lineage: Eukaryota; Fungi; Ascomycota; Dothideomycetes; Botryosphaeriales; Aplosporellaceae. Gene Ontology annotation, cellular component: RNA polymerase III complex. Gene Ontology annotation, molecular function: ribonucleoside binding; DNA binding; DNA-directed RNA polymerase activity. The coding region runs from base 1 to 3687 and encodes 1228 amino acids. The transcript has 3 exons.